Molecule: messenger RNA, 550 nt
Organism: Solanum tuberosum (potato)
Lineage: Eukaryota; Viridiplantae; Streptophyta; Magnoliopsida; Solanales; Solanaceae
Product: 14 kDa proline-rich protein DC2.15-like
Exons: 1
Coding region: 21-398 (125 amino acids)
Source: RefSeq, a predicted model, not a curated record
UACUCACCUUAAUUAUCGACAUGGCUUUGAAAAAUCAGGCCUCAAUUACCCUUUUCUUAUCACUCAAUCUCCUAUUCUUUGCUCUUGUAACUGGAACAGAUAAUUGUGGCACUUGUGGAAAUGGUGGUGGUGGGGGAGGACAAGGGAAGUGUCCAAUUGAUGCUUUGAAACUUGGGGUAUGUGCUAAUGUACUUAAUUUGGUGAAUGUAGUAGUCGGGUCUCCACCAACUUUGCCAUGCUGCAGUUUGAUCCAGGGACUGGUGGACCUAGAGGCCGCGGUUUGCUUGUGCACAGCCAUAAGAGCAAAUGUGUUGGGAAUAAAUUUGAAUAUACCACUCUCUCUAAGCCUCGUACUCAACAACUGUGGAAGGAAUCCUCCUACUGGCUUCACUUGUUGAGCAGCACAUGAUUGAUAUAUCUAUUUAGCUUUUAUCAAAUUUCUCAUCUUGUUAGUGUGAUCAUAUAUGCUUGCCAAUGUCGCGGCUUUUUUCAGUUAAUUUUCCUUUGUGUUUGUGGAAUUUUGGACGAACUCUCGUUCAGUUCAGAAUAA